Molecule: messenger RNA, 1485 nt
Organism: Emiliania huxleyi CCMP1516
Lineage: Eukaryota; Haptophyta; Isochrysidales; Noelaerhabdaceae
Exons: 2
Coding region: 1-1485 (494 amino acids)
Cellular component (GO): Golgi apparatus
Molecular function (GO): glycosyltransferase activity
Source: RefSeq, a predicted model, not a curated record
AUGAGGGGGUGGCUGCUGGCAUGGGCCGCCCUCCAUCUUCCGGCGUCCGCGCUGGCGGCGGCAGUCGCGAGCAGUGAAUACAACGCGGCUGUGGCUGACGUUGUUGGAAAAGUCAACCUUGUGCUCCUGAGUGACCGGAUGGAGGCGAUAGAGGCAACUGUGCGCUCGGCAUACGCGAGCAAACGGUAUUCAAGCUCGCUCAUGUGGCACAUCUUCACCUCCCUCCCCGCGCACGCUGUGAAAGAGACGCUUGUUGAGGCGGGUGUGCCGGCGGCGGAUCUGCACCUCAUCGACAUGGAGGGCGCAGUCAAAAGCCUCAUUCGGCGCGGCGUCGUGCCAGUCUGGAGGCACGCGCACCCGCUAAACCUGAUGCGGCUCUAUCUGGCCGAGCUGCCAGUGCUGCAGCAGCUCCACCGCGUGCUGCUCGUCGACGACGACGUCAUCUUCCAGCGCGAUCUCGAGGCGCUCUACUACGAGACUGUCGACCGUGGCAAAUUGCUUCGCGCGUCAUGCGAGAUGUACAGCUUCGCAAGCAAGGCAGGCGUCACUUGGUUGAACCUUUCCUACGCAACGAAAAGCUACGGCGACACGCACUUCAUCGGCUCGAUUGGGCCGACCGCGUAUCCGGUUUGCGAGACUGGAUCGGAUGAUCCGUGCGCCCCAAAGGCGCUCGAGCCGCUGCUAACGUCCCUUCAGGCGAGCAUAAAUGGGAACACACCACGCACACUGCGGGACGAGGUUGCUUGGAACUUUGGGGUCGCACUAUUGCCGCUCGACCGUUGGCGCGAGCAGCGGGUUGCACUACGAGCGACGCGCUGGUUCGAAGCCAACUCGCGCCACCGCCUCUUCGCACCUGACUCGGUGGCGAGUGGUCUGGGCAUACCAUACCUGCUGUUUGCGGGCGCGGUCGAGUGCUGGCCUGAAGAGGCACUCCUCGACGGACUGGGCUACGUGAGCCGGGAGGACCUCCUGCUUAGCGGCGUGCAGGACCUCAAGCAGUACACCGCGUUGCACUUCGCCGGUCCCGCUAAGUUGGGGACGCAGGGCCUGACCGACUACAGCCCAGCGGCCAUGGAGCCGCUCAUCCUGCAGCACCUUUCCCUAGCGGUGGCGCGGCGUCAGCUCGAUGUGGAUGCCUAUGGCGGCUAUGGCGGCAUCUACUACUACCUCCCACCGCCAACGCCGCCCCCGCUGACGCCGCCCCCGCCGCCCCCGCCGCCCCCGCCGUCGCCGAUAAUCCUAAAUCCAGAUCCAGAUCUAUCAGAUCUCACCCUCGCGUCACCCCCGCCUGCCAGUCCUCCCCCUCCCACCCCCUUGGACUACCCGGAGCUGUGCGAGCCCGGGAGUUGCACGGGCAACCCCUUCGAGACCUGCUUCUACGACCCCAACUGCGCCACGGGAGGGCUCGGCUGCGCAGCGGGCGGCAAGCCGCUCUGCCGUUUCUGUGGAUUCGGGGGCUACAUAGACGUUCAGUGUCCUGGCUAG